GUCAAAACUCACAUGUUGCUUAAAAUCAGUUUCUGUGAAGAUGGGGAAUUGUUCGCAAAGAGCAGUAUCCGAUGGUGGUGGUUCGGUUACUGUAAUUGCGACAGAUUCAAGAAACAUCAUGGAAGAAUAUUACAAAAGCCGGAGAUGCAGCUCGUUGCCAAUAACUAGGGAGAAAACCCUAGGGUAUCUUGUUAGACAAGCUACAAUAGAGAUUGUUGAGGUUUAUGUCACUAAGAAAGCUGCCAUGAAGAAGAUUAUUGAGAACAAUAAGCAGAGGCUGUCAUUGACUACAGAUAUACGGAAGUUGAUAAUAAGCUUCAAGCAUGUAGAAGAUCAUAAGGGUCAGACAAUAUGUGAUACUCUUAUGGCUUGUUUAGCUGAGUGGAGUAUAAAGAGAAUAUUCUGCAUCACUGUUGAUAAUUCUACAGCCAAUAGUACAGCUAUGACCAAAUUCAAGAAAGAAAUGCUGCGGGUGUAUGGAAGUGAAGCUUUGAUACUUAAAGGUGAGUAUUUGCAUUUGCGGUGUGCUACUCACAUUCUGAAUUUGGUGGUGAAGGAAGGAUUAACAGAGAUUGAUAGCUGUGUGGCUGCUAUUCGCAAUGGCAUCACCUAUGUGAGGUCUUCGACACAUAGACUGAAAUCUUUUGAUUUUAGAGUUGAAACAGGGAAGCUGCAAAGGGGAAGCCUACCUUUAGAUGUCAAGACCAGAUGGAAUUCGACAUAUCUCAUGCUAGACCAAGCUCUAAAGUUCAGAAUAGCAUUUGAGAGGAUGGAGGCUGAGGAUAAACCAUAUAAUGAUUACUUUCUGGAAAAAGAGGAUGGAAAAAAGAGGAUUGGACCAGCUGUGAGAGAUGACUGGGAGAAAGUUGACAGGUUAGUUCAGAUUCUUGAGAUUUUCUAUAAGUCCACAUUGGUUCUUUCAGCUUCAAACUAUGUUGCAGCUCAUAAACUCUACAAUGAGAUAGUCUCCAUUACUAGAAACCUAGGUGCAUUAAGAUACAAUGAUGAUGCCCUAAAGAAUAAAGCCGAGGCUAUGUUAGCAAAGUUGGGUAAGUAUUGGGAUGCAUUUGGGGAGAAAGUUGAAAUGAAUAGGCUUGUGAUAGUGGCAAGUGUGUUUGACCCGAGGAAGAAAAUGAAAUUUGCUGAGUUAUGUUUUGAAAGGCUAUAUGGUAAAGGUACUGUGGAGGCUACUCAUCUUUCAGAUUCAGUUUAUGGCAUCAUCACUGAUUUGUAUGAUGAGUAUACAAGAAACAGUUUAGCUAAUAAUACUGGUAGUGGUAGUAGUACUACUGGGUUAUCUACUCAGUCAGAAAAUGCAUGGAGCCAGAGUCAGUCUCAGUCUCAAGAUAAAGGUGUAAGUGAUUUUUCUGAGAGACCAGUUUUGCGUAAUGGUUUUUUAUACUAUCUUUAAAUUAAUUGUUAUUGUUUAUAAACAGAUUACUUAAUC
This is a messenger RNA of Arabidopsis arenosa, 1447 nucleotides long. NCBI's taxonomy places the organism in Eukaryota, Viridiplantae, Streptophyta, Magnoliopsida, Brassicales, Brassicaceae. The record is from the annotation of a GenBank genome assembly.